AUGCUUCCCAUCGAAUCUGCUGUUGUAACAAGUAUUCUGUCCAGAAGUUGGAGAUAUCAUUGGACUAAAAGAACCGACUUCCACUUGGAUGAUCGAUUGUGGGUUGAUAACGACGCUGGUGAUUAUGAUUUCGUGGACUUCGUUGACUCUGCUUUGCGAAUUGAUCACAAUAUUGAUGUCUCCAUGAACAAGUUACAUCUCAAGAUCAACGAUCUCCACUUUGACUAUGAUAAUCUCGAUGAAUGGAUCGAUUUUGCGGUAGCCCGAAACCUCGGAGCCCUGGAUUUGGAUCUUAGCAGUUCCGACAUCCUGAGAGAUCAUCGUGCCGGUACUAUCGAGUUACGGAGCGAACUAUACACUUAUGGGACACUAAAAGCUCUGAAAUUGAAUGGAUUGUUUAUUCUCAUUAAUGAUGGCCACGUAAUUUGUCUUCCAAAACUAAUUGACUUGAAACUAGAGAACGUUUGGUAUGAAUCGUAUGAAUCUCUCCCGAACCUCAUCUCGGGUUCUCCAAGCCUCACAUCUCUAGAAAUUACAAGGGAUUGGAAUGAUAACAUGGUGGUUUGUACAAUAUCUUCCCCUGUACUAAAACGUAUUGAUUUGUUAUUUUUGGUGUCCACACCUGAUGCUGAUUUCAAGCUGGUUAUUGAUACACCUGGACUUGAGUUUCUCUCCUUAACUGACUACAGCUCUAAGGAAAUCCUAUCCUUGCAAACAACGUUAACAUGUUUGGAUUAUGUCAGGCUCACUGGUUCGAGCCCGUGCCAAUCUUUUGUUGGCUUAAUUCAAGCAUUUGAUCGUGUGGGAUGUCUAGUAAUAGACUCAGACAUGCUCACCCUACAUGGAGGAAAUUACACCAAGUUACUUGCGAAUUUCCAAAGACUAUCUAGUUUGCAAAUCACAAUUAAUGGGGGUUAUGAAUUUUUUAGUUGUGUGAUGGGUUUGAUUGAUUCUUGUCCGGCUUUAAAUAAACUCAGCAUCUUCAGUAGGAAUCGACUUAGACAAAGCAUAUCCAGGAGCCGGAGAGUUCCUCUUACUGUACCCAAAUGCUUGGUAUCUACUAUCACCACCUUUCAUUACUGGGUAUUUGAAGGCUUGAAGGUUGAGAUAGCGAUGCUUAAGUUUAUCUUAAAUCAUGCUUUAGUGUUGAAAACGUUUGAUGUAGGAUUCCAUCGUCAUCGUGAUGGAGCUCAUUAUCUCGAAGCAGAGUUAAGUUUGCUCCAGAAGACAUUCCAGAAGACAUUCGCCUGUUUCGCAGUGUCUCCAGCUUGUGAAGUAACUGUUUGUUGA
Messenger RNA from Oldenlandia corymbosa var. corymbosa, 1290 nucleotides. The record is from the annotation of a GenBank genome assembly. Lineage: Eukaryota; Viridiplantae; Streptophyta; Magnoliopsida; Gentianales; Rubiaceae.